AUGGAUAUUAGUUUGAAAUGCAAUUCGCUCGACUGCAGGGCGGCCCUUAAUCACCUCGCCGUCGUUACAACAUGCAGUCACAUCUUCUGCACUACUUGUGCCGAUAACCUCCUCACCAAACAGGCAGCAUCUUCUCACCACCUCGGAUCAAUUGCUCCUACCUGUCCAGCUUGCCAUACGGAACUGAAGAAUCCCGACGAUAUAGUUAAGACUAAUUUAAAUCCAACUGACGACUACAAGACGUCAGUCCUUGGCGGUCUGAGCCCCAGCAUCAUCCUUGAAAUAGCCGGACGUGGGAUCAGUUUUUGGAUGUAUCAGACCACCCAAGAGAUCGUCUACCAAGAGUAUCUCUCCAAAACGUUGAUGGAGAAGUUCAAUCAACUUAGUACCCAGUUCGACAAUGUAAUCCACGAAGCCAACACUGAAAUCAGUGCUCUUCAGGAAAAGCUCAAAACCUUGACGAUCGAGAAUGAAACCAUCUCCCGCAAAAACCACGAGUUAGGCGAAGCCCUCCGUGAGAAAUCGCGAAAGCAAAUCGAGAUCCAGGAAAGAUAUGACAAACUCAAACGCAAGAGCUUGGUAUCGCAUGUUCAAACGGCAGCCACUAGUUCUGCCGAUAGGGCCUUGAACCAUGCUCUCGGUUCGUUCCAAGGCCCAUCGAACGGCCCAGCGGGAUCGGGUGGAAUAAACAACGCUCCAUAUCAGCAAGGCCAACAAGCGAGAAAUAGUGGAGCCGGCCAGUUGCCAUUUACUGAAAGAGAAAGACUGACUAUUCCGAGCGGCAUGGGGAGUAUCGAGAGGAGGGAGGGAAGCGUUAGCGAUGGGAAUAGUGAGAGUGGAAGAAGAGUCGGUACAUCCGCCUCACGGUCGCGUAUUCCAAUGAACGGAAGAGUCGGAAGCGCUGGGUUUGGAAAUUGGAAUACCGGACCGCCUAGAGAGAACAUUGCUGGUGUUAUGACCCCCAUAAAUGGUCAGAGCCAUCGCCAACGACUUGGUCUCGUCGAUGGAGGGAAUAAUAGCAUGAAUCCUUCUGGGUGUGGUAUGAUGCAGGGCUGGAAUGCAAAGCAAACAAAAAUGGGGAAUUCCAGGCAACGACAGGUGCUAAACGAGAUGCCAGCCAAUGUGGGGUGGCAUGGGUCUCGUUGA
This is a messenger RNA of Orbilia oligospora ATCC 24927, 1146 nucleotides long. RefSeq lists its product as uncharacterized. The record is from RefSeq and is a predicted model, not a curated record. NCBI's taxonomy places the organism in Eukaryota, Fungi, Ascomycota, Orbiliomycetes, Orbiliales, Orbiliaceae. The transcript is spliced from 4 exons. Gene Ontology annotation, molecular function: ubiquitin protein ligase activity. Gene Ontology annotation, cellular component: synaptonemal complex. The coding region runs from base 1 to 1146 and encodes 381 amino acids. Gene Ontology annotation, biological process: reciprocal meiotic recombination.